UGCGCAUUACUACUUAACCCGCGCCGAUGAAUGAGCAUAUCCCAGACCUGCGCUGAAGUCCUCUCAACCGCCCGUACUCACUAUGACUGUCGCAGAACGAGCACAGAAACUGCGUUCCCUCGUCCAGAUGCUUGCCGAUUCGGCGGAGGCCGUUAUCAAAGAGUGGGAGCUGGAGGAACAAACAGCGAAAGGGCUUGCUACUGCUGAGUAUGUCCUCCCCUCGCCAGCCCUUUACGACGCCCGCCGCACCUUCGUCGGCGCAUGUGGCAUGGGGAUGGACCUAGUCCAAGACCCUAUACUGCGUAUGACGGUAUUGUCCGGGUCGUUCAUCGACUCCCGCGCGCUCCGUAUCGCAGCGGAGGCGCGUGUCGCAGAUGUCCUGGACAGCGCAGACCCCAAAGAGGGUAUGUUCCUAGGCGACGUUGCUAGGCAGGUCGGGAUCGCGGAACAGCACUUGACACGCAUUCUUCGAUGCCUGUGCUCCAUACACAUAUUCGACGAGGUCAAAGAGAAUUAUUACGCCAAUAAUUCGACGAGCCGUGUUCUGGUCAAUAACGAAGGACUCAGAUGCUGGCUCCUCCUUCACAACAACGAGGUAUAUUCGGCUGCAGACAAGCUACCGACGGUUCUGUUCAAUGCAAAGGACAACAGCCCGUGGCAGGAAGCCUAUGGCGUGUCGACAGACUUUUGGAGUUGGCUAGACGAACAGGUCGAAGGACCGGAUGGUUCCCUUGUGCCGAGGCCCGAGCGCGCCAUCUGGACGACAGGCAUGUGGGGGUUCGGUCUAGAGAGGAUCCAAGCUGCCGGCGUGGCGUUUGAUUACCCAUGGCUGUCCCUAGGAUCUAGCACAGUCGUCGAUGUCGGCGCAGGCACGCGAGGAAUCAGCUUGGGAUUGGCGAAGAGAUUCCCUGACCUUCGCUUCGUCGUGCAAGAUCGUCCUUCCGUAAUUCGAAUCGCAGAGGAAGUAUGGGCAAGCGAGCUGCCUGACGCCCUGUCCACUGGGAGAGUCCGCUUGAUGACACAAGAUUUCUUCGAGGGACAGCCCAUACAAGGAGCAGACGUCUACGUUAUGGGCCACAUCCUUCAUGACUGGGCUGAUGAUGAAUGCGUCAAGAUUCUCACUCACCUACGCAAAGCGAUGGGUCCCGAUUCAAUUCUGCUGAACAUCGACAACGUCAUGCAGUCUACCGCAGGAUCGCGCUUCCUGAAGGCAGCUCCAGCGCCGCUCCCUCCCAACUACGGAUGCGCCCACUCGCAAGCCAACCACCACGACUUGUACAUGUACUGCAUGUUCAAUGGGUCUGAGCGUACGAUCGAGCAAUUUGACGCCCUGGCCGCCCGUGCGGGGCUCAAGAUAGCCAAAGUAUGGGAGUGCCGAAGCCUGUCAUCGAUCACGGAGAUGAGGAUUGCCGACGAAUAA
Molecule: messenger RNA, 1420 nt
Organism: Fomitopsis serialis
Lineage: Eukaryota; Fungi; Basidiomycota; Agaricomycetes; Polyporales; Fomitopsidaceae
Product: S-adenosyl-L-methionine-dependent methyltransferase
Exons: 6
Coding region: 83-1420 (445 amino acids)
Molecular function (GO): O-methyltransferase activity
Source: RefSeq, a predicted model, not a curated record